AUGACUCAGAUGGGACCUGCUACAUGUAGCGAGAGAAUAAAUGUUGGUAAAGCAUCAGACGAGCUUUCAUGUGCUGAGAACGGACAGAUUAUUCCUGCUAAGCAGACAUGUGUAUUUGAUAUUGACAAUGCGGGCUUUCCUCUGGGAUGUCGUGAUGGAAGUCAUCUUACUAACUGUGAAAACUUUACGUGUCCAAAUGAAACUGUAAAAUGCCCAGGUAGUUACUGUUUGCCGGUGCGUUUUGUAUGCGAUGGAAAUAUGCAUUGUGAAAGAGGACAUGAUGAAGAAAACUGCGGAUGUGAUGCGUCACAAAGUGAGACACUUAUUAUGUAUGAAAAAGGAACUGCGGAAGAAUCAUUCAUUAGUCAGUUUUCCAGACAGUUUUAUACUCCAACAAGUAUCGUCAGAAUAUUGCAGUUUGAAUCAUCAAAACCUUUGAAGUCAUUUGGCAUUGAUUCUACUCGAAUACAUGUUACAGACAGGCAAAUUGAUCAAAGAGGUGACGUAACACGGUUCCCCAAAUGUAAUUUCAAGGUAAUGUCAAGGGAUUUUCUCAAGUCUGUAAAAUUCACAAUGAAUGGAACAAAAGGAUUGAUAUAUAUUCAAAACAGUCCAGCAUCUAAAGAAGUCGCUGAUGAGAUGUUUGCAAACCUGGACGAUCUAGUUGGAGAUGUUUUUCUUUACAGUGUUACCCAAGACUUAAAUACUACAUUUGAUAAUCAAAUUGCUGUUCCAAAAAUUACACCUGUACGUGUUAGAAGGUGGAAAACAUUAACUGCUGUCGGGGCGGAGUAUUUUAGUGCUCUAUGUAAAGUUAACGCAAAGGCAAACUGUCACGGAAUGUAUAAAUGUGCUUCAAGUAAAAUUUGUAUACCACACGGACAGGUCUGUGACGGCUACAGACAUUGCAUCCAUGGUGAUGACGAAUCAUUAUGCGACUUUCGCUGCCCGUACUUGUGUUCAUGUCUCGGGUAUUAUGCUAACUGCAGCGCUACCGACUUUAGGUUGUCGGGGAUCAAAAACAUACCAAACACUGCCAGGAAUUUGGAUCUUAGUUUAAAUAACAGGCUAAACAGUGUUUUACAACAUCCUGUGCUAGAUUUCAUAUUUUUGUCAAUUUUAAAUCUAUCUAAGUGUGACAUAAAGGACUUAUCUCGUAAUGCUUUCAAUAGAUUAAGAAACCUUCAGUUAUUAGAUGUAAGUUAUAACAUAAUAACAACAUUACCAGAUCGCGUGUUUAGCAGUUUGACGAAACUUAGAGUGUUGCAUAUCCACGGAAACCAUUUUUUGUCUACAGUACAUCCGUACGCCUUUCGUAACCUAUUUCUUAUCCGUGAUUUGAAUCUAGCAAACUUACUCCUAACAAAGCUCUCGGCAUAUACUUUUGCUGGUUUAAAGUUGAAAAGCAUUGAUUUGUCUCAUAACAAACUAGAAGAUAUAGAAGCUUUUUCCUUCAGUAAUUUGUCGGUAAAUUUCAUAAAUUUUGAAGGAAAUACAAUAACCAAUCUUAACAAGAAAACAUUUACUGGAGUAGCUGAUUUGAAAGUACUUAAAACACCUUCUUUCAAGUUUUGCUGUAUCCGACCAAACUAUCUUGAUGAAAAUAAUUGUUUCCCAACACAAGACGAAUUUUCCUCCUGCGAAGACCUAAUGCGUCAUUCGGCACUUCAGUUUCUGCUCUGGCUGAUUGGCGUUUUGUCUCUGAUUGGAAAUUGCCUGUCUUUAAUAUACAGGCUAAAGGUAGACAGGAAGAGGCUGACACUUGGAUAUGGUAUAUUUGUAACGAAUCUGGCUGCAGCUGAUUUUCUUAUGGGAGUUUAUCUCUUGAUGAUAGCGAUAGCUGAUGCUGCUUUCAGGAAAAGGUACAUUUACGUAGAUGACUACUGGCGCGGAAGCUUUCUGUGUAAUCUUGCUGGUGUUUUAUCCACAAUAUCGUCAGAGUCCAGUGUGUUCUUUUUGUGUUUGAUAACAUUAGACAGGCUAUUAGUUAUCAAAUAUCCAUUUGGCACUAAAUUUUUCACCACAAAGAAUUCAGUUAUCUGUGUAAUAAUUGCAUGGGUUUUCUCAAGCUUCAUCGCAAUUUUACCAGUUGUGUAUGAAGGAUACUUCCAAAACAAGUUCUAUUCGAGAUCUGGCGUAUGCAUUGCUUUACCAUUGACAAGGGAGCGUCCUCCAGGCUGGGUCUACUCUAUUUUGAUUUUUGUAGUAUUGAAUUUCAUCACGUUCCUCCUGGUGGCAGUUGGUCAGUGGUCAAUAUUUUACGAAAUUCAGAAGUCUAGUGGAAUGGCUAAGACAGCUCAAACUUCACGAAAAAGAGAUUUGAAAGUUGCCAGAAAUCUACUCCUCGUGGUUGCAACCGAUUUCAUGUGUUGGUUUCCAAUUGGAGUAAUGGGUGCAUUAGCGCUUUCCGGCUAUGCGAUAUCUGGAGAUGUGUACGCAUGGGCAGCUGUGUUUAUACUGCCGGUUAACUCCGCCCUUAACCCGAUCCUUUAUACAUUAACAGCGAUCAUUGGAGGACAGGUAUGA
Mercenaria mercenaria is the source of this 2526-nucleotide messenger RNA. Its product is annotated as G-protein coupled receptor GRL101-like. Lineage: Eukaryota; Metazoa; Mollusca; Bivalvia; Venerida; Veneridae. The record is from RefSeq and is a predicted model, not a curated record. Gene Ontology annotation, cellular component: membrane. Gene Ontology annotation, biological process: G protein-coupled receptor signaling pathway. Bases 1 to 2526 code for a protein of 841 amino acids. Gene Ontology annotation, molecular function: G protein-coupled receptor activity; protein binding; protein-hormone receptor activity. The transcript has 7 exons.